Molecule: messenger RNA, 1551 nt
Organism: Callorhinchus milii (elephant shark)
Lineage: Eukaryota; Metazoa; Chordata; Chondrichthyes; Chimaeriformes; Callorhinchidae
Gene: tti2
Product: TELO2 interacting protein 2
Exons: 8
Coding region: 1-1545 (514 amino acids)
Cellular component (GO): centrosome; cytosol; nucleoplasm
Source: RefSeq, a predicted model, not a curated record
AUGGCCAGUCGCCACGUGGGUGGUCACGUCCACACCCGCCCGCGUGCAGCCGGACCGGCCCCGUCGGCCCUCCCCGCCCUGCGGGCAAUCCAGCGGGCGCUGCAGAGCGAGAGGCCGGAGCGCGAGAGGCGGGAGGCGGUGGAGGCCGCCCGGUGCCUGCUGGAGACGGCCGAGGGGCGCUGGCUGUUCGCCGCCGGCUGCCCCGGCGAGCGAGAGGAUGUGGUGCGGACCUACAGGGACGUGACCGUGUGCCUGACGCGGCGCUCGGCUCCGCCCGCAGGAGACCUCGGCGGCGGUGUCGGGGGUGAGACACCGCUGAGCGCCGCGGCCGAGAGCCCGAGCGCCGUGGCUCAGGUCCUCCAGCGGCUGGUCAGGAAGCUGCACGAGGAGAAGGGUCAGGACUCCCCCGCGGGUGCCAUUCUGGACGCUAUUUUGCCCCCACUGCUGCUGUUCUGCGCCGCCCACCAGCAGAACGCGCCCUGGAGCAGCCUCGCCUCGCGCCGGGCUGCCGGGGAGCUGCUGGCCGCAUUGCUGCAGGCAACGGGCUGCGCGACCGCCACCGAACUGCUGAGCGGGACAGCGGAGGCCGGGCACGGAGCGCUGGGGGCCGUCCUGAGAGAAAUGCAACCGCAAGCCGACAAAGAGACCGGGAAGCUGAACCCUGCCUCAGGCCGUGUGCUGUGCUGGGUGUUAGAGCGAGCGAGGAGUCCUGCACUCUCUCUGCAUCUGGACGCCGCUCUGCCCCCGGCCUUACUCCUCUCUGACGACUACAGGACAAACAAUAAGGUUCUGGGCGUGAGGUGUCUCCAGCACAUUAUUGUGAAUGUGCCUCCCGCGGAACUCCUGCAAUAUAACCGAGCCCAGGUCCUGUACCACGCUCUCUACAACCACCUGUACACACACGAGGUCUCGCUCGUACAGGCCGUACUGCCCUGUCUUCUCGCCCUCCUCCCUGUGCUGGAGGGACCGCCCGUUCCCGGGAAGCCACGCGCGCCCGGCCCCAGCGACGACACGCUCCGGCUGAUCCUCACCCACAUGGAGGCCGAAGACAAGAUCCCACUGCGGAGAGUUUACGCCUCCCACCUGCCCACCUUCACUGCCAGGCUGGGGAUCACUGUCCUCCGUCACUGGAAGAGGCUGCAGCGAGUUAUACUGGGCUACCUGGAGGUGGAUGAUGGUAGUUCGGAUGAGGCGGCCAGGCUUGGGGUUCUCCGCACGCUGGAGACCGUGAUCCAGCAAGCCUGGCCCAGGGUGUUUGGUGACAGGGCGAGGCUGUGGCUGGAGCCGUUGCUCAGGGCGUUGCUGAGGCUGGUGCUGGACGUGUGCGAGGGGGGGAGCGAGGCCGCGGGGAGCAGAGAGCAGCUACUACAGAGUGCUACUCGCUGUGUGUGUCUCCUUCAUCACUGCAGCAGCGAUACCGUGCCGCUGGUGUUGACGAGGUUGGUGUCGAGCUGUGACAGCCGAGCAGUCAGGACUUGGCUACAGGGAACACAACAAGAGAUCAACAGCAGCAGCUCAGGACGGCAGCAACUGGCUCCAAGGUGACAUGUU